Molecule: messenger RNA, 836 nt
Organism: Papilio polytes (common Mormon)
Lineage: Eukaryota; Metazoa; Arthropoda; Insecta; Lepidoptera; Papilionidae
Product: ribonuclease kappa-like
Exons: 3
Coding region: 95-397 (100 amino acids)
Molecular function (GO): RNA endonuclease activity
Source: RefSeq, a predicted model, not a curated record
AUUCAUUUUUAGUGUGAUUUUUGACACUUGCUGACAGGCGGUGGUCGAUAUCUUAGGAUUUAUUGUACGUAAUUUUAGUAAAAACACCCUAAAAAUGGCCUGUAAAAUCUGUGGUCCUAAGUUAUCAUUGUGCGGAUUGAUUUUGAGUGUCUGGGGAAUCAUCCAGCUGACUCUGAUGGGAGUCUUCUAUUAUAUAGAAGCUGUAGCUCUUCUAGAAGAUCUGCCCCUCGAAGAAGAAAGCGGCCACCACACUGUAGAUGCAUUUAUUCACGCCGUUGAAGUAGGAUACCAAAGGAACUCUUACAACUGUUGGAUUGCGGCUCUUCUGUAUGUUAUUACAUUGGUAAUAUCCGGCCAUCAGUUCUGGAUGAACAACCGUUCGUCUGUUAGCAUGUAAUGCACAACAAUUGUACUUUACUCUAGGUACAUUACUAUUUAUUAGUUCCAUUCCAUUUAUUAUUGUUUGAAUCAUGUUCAAACAGAUUUAAGAACAUUAAAAUGUUAUCUAUCUUGUUCUCUUCUGAAACAGUAAAUGAUUAUGUUAUAAGUUAAUUGUAACUUUUCAAAGUGUUUAAAAUGUUUAUUACUAUGUGAAUAUCUCAGAUUAGACCAUUAUAGAACCUUUAAAAACUAUUGUCGCAUUUUGAACUUGCUUUGUUAAAAAAAAAUAUGGAUUGUUGUAAUUGCUUAGAUGCAAGUUAAGAAACCAAGUAAUGUUGAGUAUUAUUGAUUUAUGGUGAUCAAAUAUCAAAUAUGUACAUAAAAUAAUUAUUAUUGUAGGAGCAUUGUAAAAUGAAUAUAUAGUAUUUCUUUCAAGUAAAGUUAAUAAUGUUUUA